CUGACAGCGCCGACAGCGCAAACGAAAAAAAAACCUCGUGGCCGUAGCGUCCAUCGCAAUUUUCUCAACAAAAUCGAAAACUCGACUCAAAAAAUGAAAAAACAAACAAAAAUUGUUAACAUUUUCAAAAAAGUGGACAGAAACGUUGCUGUGCCAAGCGAUGAAAAGGCGGGUUCCUCAAAAACUCCGAAUAAUUCAGCACCAAAGGGAGACGACGGCGAAAGUUCGAAGAGAGGGAGAAAGCGCAAAUUGGUCCCAAAUGCACCAAGCUUAACGAUAAAUAAUUACUUCCUCCCUAACAAAGCGGCCUUGGAACCAGCAUCGGAAAUUUUGGGAAACGAUGGUCCCGAUUCAAAAGUAAAAUGCAUAAGAAACGAUGCUCCAUCCGCGAUGGAAAAGAAGCAGGUGCACAACCUCUCAGGCACAUCUUAUUUAAGUCGGUUCUCGGCAUCGCCGAGGACAUCCUCGAACCGCCAAGGCACUUCAUCCCCGAACUCCGUCCUCGUACCGCCGUUGAAGCCCUGCGAUUCUUCGGAGUCUUCUCCAGGAAGCAACAAGAAGCGUUCGCCGCAGGUGGCCAGCGCGAUCGUACAGAACCGCCAAGGCACACCUUCUUCUUCGAACUCCGUCUCCGUACCGCCGCAAAAGUCCCGCAAUUCUCCGGAACCUUCCGCAGGAAACAACAAGAAGCGUUCGCCGCAGGCGGCCCUCACGAUCAAACCGAACCACCAAGGCACAUCUUCAUCUUUGAACUCCGUCCUCGUACCGCCGCUGAAGCCCCGCGAUUCUCCGGAGUCUUCUCCAGGAAGCUACAAGAAGCGUUCGCCGCAGGCGGCCAGCGCGAUCGUGAGCGGUUCGGAACCAGCCACGGAGCGAGGCAAGGAAAAGUCCAGAUCGAUCACGGCCAGAUUGGUUAGCCGGAUUCCAAUCCGGAAGUCAUCUGUUGAUGACGUCGGAUCACCAGAAACAGCGCAAGACCAGCAGGUGCACAAUCUCUUCAGCAUAUCUAAUUCAAGUCGGUUCUCGUCAUCGCCGAGGACAUCCUCGAAUCGCCAGGGCACACCUUCAUCUCCGAACUCCGUCCUCAUAUCGCCACGGAAUUCCCGCGAUUUUUCGGAGUCUUCUCCAGGAAGCAACAAGAAGCGAUCGCCGCGGGCGGCCAGCGCGAUCGAACCGAACCGCCAAGACACAUCUUCAUCUUUGAACUCCGUCUCCGUACCGCCGCUGAAGCUCCGCGAUUCUCCGGAGUCUUCUCCAGGAAGCAACAAGAAGCGUUCGCCGCAGGCGGCCAGCGCGAUCGUACAGAACCGCCAAGGCACACCUUCAUCUUCGAACUCCGUCUCCGUAUCGCCGCAAAAGUCCCGCAAUUCUCCGGAACCUUCUGCAGGAAGCAACAAGAAAGGUUUGUCGCAGGCAGCCAGCGCGAUCGUGAGCGAUUCGGAACGAGCCGCGGAGCGAGGCAAGGAAAAGUCCAGAUCGAUCACGGCCAGAUUGGUUAGCCGGAUUCCAAUCCGGAAGUCAUCUGUUGAUGACGUCGGAUCACCAGAAACAGCGCAAGACCAGCAGGUGCACAAUCUCUUCAGCAUAUCUUAUUCAAGUCGGUUCUCGGCAUCGCCGAGGACAUCCUCGAACCGCCAGGGCACACCUUCAUCCCCGAACUCUGUCCUCGUAUCGCCACGGAAUUCCCGCGAUUUUUCGGAGUCUUCUCCAGGAAGCAACAAGAAGCGAUCGCCGCGGGCGGCCAUCACGAUCGAACCGAACCGCCAAGACACAUCUUCAUCUUUGAACUCCGUCUCCGUACCGCCGCUGAAGCUCCGCAAUUCUCCGGAGUCUUCUCCAGGAAGCAACAAGAAGCGUUCACCGCAGGCGGCCAGCGCGAUCGUACAGAACCGCCAAGGCACACCUUCAUCUUCGAACUCCGUCUCCGUACCGCCGCAAAAGUCCCGCAAUUCUCCGGAGUCUUCUCCAGGAAGCUACAAGAAGCGUUCGCCGCAGGCGGCCAGCGCGAUCGAACAGAACUGCCAAGGCACACCUUCAUCUUCGAACUCCGUCUCCGUACCGCCGCAAAAGUCCCGCAAUUCUCCGGAACCUUCUGCAGGAAGCAACAAGAAGGGUUUGUCGCAGGCAGCCAGCGCGAUCGUGAGCGGUUCGGAACCAGCCGCGGAGCGAGGCAAGGAAAAGUCCAGAUCGAUCACGGCCAGAUUGGUUAGCCGGAUUCCAAUCCGGAAGUCAUCUGUUGAUGACGUCGAAUCACCAGAAACAGCGCAAGACCAGCAGGUGCACAAUCUCUUCAGCAUAUCUUAUUCAAGUCGGUUCUCGGCAUCGCCGAGGACAUCCUCGAACCGCCAGGGCACACCUUCAUCUCCGAACUCUGUCGUCGUAUCGCCACGGAAUUCCCGCGAUUUUUCGGAGUCUUCUCCAGGAAGCAACAAGAAGCGUUCGCCGCAGGCGGCCAGCGCGAUCGAACAGAACUGCCAAGGCACACCUUCAUCUUCGAACUCCGUCUCCGUACCGCCGCAAAAGUCCCGCAAUUCUCCGGAACCUUCCGCAGGAAACAACAAGAAGCGUUCGCCGCAGGCGGCCACCACGAUCAAACCGAACCACCAAGGCACAUCUUCAUCUUUGAACUCCGUCCUCGUACCGCCGCUGAAGCCCCGCGAUUCUCCGGAGUCUUCUCCAGGAAGCUACAAGAAGCGUUCGCCGCAGGCGGCCAGCGCGAUCGAACAGAACUGCCAAGGCGCACCUUCAUCUUCGAACUCCGUCUCCGUACCGCCGCAAAAGUCCCGCAAUUCUCCGGAACCUUCUGCAGGAAGCAACAAGAAGGGUUUGUCGCAGGCAGCCAGCGCGAUCGUGAGCGGUUCGGAACCAGCCGCGGAGCGAGGCAAGGAAAGUCCAGAUCGAUCACGGCCAGAUUUGUUAGCCGGAAGUCAUCUGCCGAUGACGUUGGAUCCCCAGAAACAGCGCAAGACCAGCAGGUGCACGAUCUCUCCAGCACAUCUUAUUCAAGUCGCUUCUCGGCAUCGCCGAGGAUCCUCGAACCGCCAGGGCACACCUUCAUCUCCGAACUCCGUCUUCGUAUCGCCACGGAAUUCCCACGAUUCUCCGGAGUCUUCCCCUGGAAGCAACAAGAAGCGUUCGCGGCAGGCGGCCAGCGUGAGCGUGGGUCAAGUGGACCCCGACCAGCGUGAGCACAGAGCCACACCUGCAUGCGAUCCAAGAGACCCGUUGCUCCCAGUUCCUACAGACAGAUUGGAAAGAAAUGCACUGAUACUGAAAGGUCCCUUCCAACCCACACUCGAUAAAUAUCCGGUGAAAUCAUGUGGCAAAUCCAAACGAUCCUUCAUCAAGGAGUGGUUUAAAACCUAUUCCUGGCUGGAAUACAGUAUCGAAAAGGACAGCUGCUUUUGUUUUUUCUGCAGAAUUUUCCCGCAUGAAAAUUCCGGAAAAUCUGGCCACUCCGAUGCUGCUUUUACUCAAAAAGGAUUCGACAACUGGAAGCGGGAAUAGAGGCAUUUCGCAAACACCAAAA
Culex quinquefasciatus (southern house mosquito) is the source of this 3529-nucleotide messenger RNA. Its product is annotated as serine/arginine repetitive matrix protein 1-like. Lineage: Eukaryota; Metazoa; Arthropoda; Insecta; Diptera; Culicidae. The transcript has 7 exons. The coding region runs from base 94 to 3507 and encodes 1137 amino acids. The record is from RefSeq and is a predicted model, not a curated record.